AUGGGAUUUGAAUGUGAAUAUCAUCAAGUCACAGAUUCGGCGAACGUUAUUGUGGGAAAAGAUUAUCUCUCGACCCUGGAAGUGCGUCUCAAGACCCUCGAAACAGCGCUUGCCAAUGUUCAAGGACAGCUGCACGAGAUCAGGCAUUCCAAUGAGCGAAAACCACGUCCGUCCAGCCCGUCCGAUUGCCAGGAGCUCACAAAUGGCAUCGUUCUGCAAGAUUCAGAGCGGGAAAGCGAACAGGUCGAUGCCAUGGGAGCCGUUGUAUUCAUGAACGAGGACGAAUCAGGUGACGUGGCUUUGCACUCUCCCGAGGGCGACACCAACUCAGAGAGGUUCAAAGAUGGAGGGUUGUUCAAUUUCUCAAAGUUGAACUCUCCUCAAUCUAAUCUCUCUAGUAAGUACAAGGGGAUAGUUGACAUAUACGCCAUUCCUCCCGAGCCCCAAGUGAUGGAUCUACUGCAUCGAUAUUUCAGCUAUCCAGGCUACUUCUUCCCAUACAUUCACGAGGACACGUUCAUCGAGACUUACAACCAAAUAAAGAAUGCAAAGCGACCCUCAGUGACAAGAUCCUGGCUUGGCUUGUUCAAUAUCGUUCUUGCAAUGGCUGUCAGUACGAAAAUUGAUAAGAACGUCGAUGCCGUUGAACGUUUUCACGAGUCAGAUAUCUACUACCAACGCGCGUACGGGCUUUGUGGCAAGCUUAUGCUACGAGGAGCGAGUCUGGAAAUUGUACAAUAUCUUUUGCUCAUGGGCCAAUAUCUCCAAGGAACUCAAAAAUCCAUUGAAGCUUGGGUGGUACAUGGUCUGGCGGUCAAGGCAGCAAUUCAGCUGGGGAUUCACUCAAGCGAGGCUUCCAAGCAUCUAACGCCACUUGAACGCGAGGUUAGGAAGAGGACGUGGUUCGGUUGCGUCAUUCACGAUAGGGCAUUGGCUUUGACCUUCGGUCGCCCUUGCACAAUCCCAGAUGAUUAUGUUAAGCUGGAAUUGCCCAAAGAGGAUGGCUUCUAUCCUGUCCCCAGCGCUUCGAACUCUUCGGAAGCGCGAAAUAGCAUCAAUAUUCAUUUCUUGAAUGCCACAAUCCAAGUGUACAACAUCCUCUGGGCCAUCAUUGAGCAGCUCUAUGGACAAAAUAUCGGUUGUGGAGGUAGCUUGAACACCAAUGAAAUUGUGACUCGACUAUUCAGCUUGGAGCAGAAGCUAUCAUCCUGGGAACAGGAUUUACGUCCAGAGCUCAGAUCUCUAACCUACGACCAGUUGAUGAUUAUGAGAGGACAGACCGCGCUGACAGCCAACCAAAGGGCAGCACAAACACUACGCAUUGUACUCACGCUGAGACAUCUAAAUAUACGUUUGCUCCUACAUCGGCCUAUUCUCGUCAAGUUCCUCGAGCCCGAAUCCGACUCCUUCGAUGACAUUCAUGAUCUCCAAAUACUGCGCCAAAUAGGCUCUCAUAGCCUUCAGGUUUGUAUGCACAUAGCUGAGGAGAUUAUUUCCAUAGUUCAUACAGUGGUCAUGUCACUGGGCACGACACGCACUACCAUCGGAGCAUGGUGGUACACUCUGUACUACACCUUCAAUGCAGCACUAGUUGUAUUCGGAUGCUUUCUCAUCGGCCGGUCGGAAGCCAACAUUCAUAGUGACUUCGCCAAGGUCACAGCCGCAGACACUGUAGCAUUAUUGGAUAAAGCUAUCGUCGCCACAGAGAAUGUCGAUAAAGGCAACCACAUCGUGGAUAGGUACAAACCAACAUCGAACAAUAUAACAGGCCCCUCAAGGGAGCUUGUCGGCAUGUCGGAAGCCGGAUUCAUGGUUGAUUCGGCAGACAUGCUUGGCUUCGACGACUCGACCUUUGCUCGACCGACACCGCGCAAACCUCUUCAGUCACAAAACAUCACACCCGAGAAACGCAUGGACGAGCCACCUGCAAAGCGAGCCAGACGAGCAGGCGACAGCAACUCUCGACCCUCACCAGAGCCGAGUUCCAGCGGUAGAAGCAAGACAGUGCGAGCGUCGCGGCGCGACGACGGCAAUAGUAGGCGAAACAGGUCACGAUCUCGAUCCUACGACCAGGGGGAUAGGCAGAAAGAGGACCACCGGUCUCGAGAGCAGUCGCAUCGGAACCGUGACCGAGAGCGGGAUCUUGAUAGAACUCGUGAUCGGGAUAGAGGUGCAAGAGACGAGGACAGAGACAGGGAGAGAGGCAACGGUGGUCGACAGAGUAAUGGCGCCGGUCAUCGUGAGCGGAGCCGGAGCCGGGAACGACAUCGUUCGUCGAAAGACCACCGUAGCGAACGGUCCCAUCGCCACUCACGUUCGAGGUCACCCGUGAGAAACGGCAAUAGUAACACACCAGUGCGCGCAAGAUCUCCACCCCGACGAUCCGACCACGAUCGGAUACGACCCUCCAACCACAUAAAACCCGAAGAAGACAGGCCGAAAGGUACUGCUACCGCUUCGUCUACCUCUACGAAGUCAGAUAAUGCCAAAGCACCACCAAAUGUCAAAGACGAUGCAAUGGUGGUUGACGAGGACGAAGAUGAUGCACUACUUAGGAGAAUGAUGGGUUUUACGACGUUUAAAACGACGCAGGAUACCAAGGUUCCGGGGAACCAGAUCUACGGCGUCAGAAAGGAGAAGAAGACUGAGUAUCGACAGUAUAUGAAUCGUGUUGGCGGGUUCAAUCGUCCGCUGAGUCCUUCGAGGAUGUGA
Exophiala bonariae is the source of this 2712-nucleotide messenger RNA. RefSeq lists its product as uncharacterized. NCBI's taxonomy places the organism in Eukaryota, Fungi, Ascomycota, Eurotiomycetes, Chaetothyriales, Herpotrichiellaceae. The transcript has 10 exons. Gene Ontology annotation, cellular component: nucleus. Gene Ontology annotation, biological process: positive regulation of transcription from RNA polymerase II promoter by galactose; RNA splicing; DNA-templated transcription. The record is from RefSeq and is a predicted model, not a curated record. Gene Ontology annotation, molecular function: RNA polymerase II cis-regulatory region sequence-specific DNA binding; DNA-binding transcription factor activity, RNA polymerase II-specific; zinc ion binding. The coding region runs from base 1 to 2712 and encodes 903 amino acids.